Messenger RNA from Lachancea dasiensis, 2001 nucleotides. The record is from the annotation of a GenBank genome assembly. Lineage: Eukaryota; Fungi; Ascomycota; Saccharomycetes; Saccharomycetales; Saccharomycetaceae.
AUGAGCGUUCCCGAGAGAGAGGGCACGAAGUCUCAAAUUCCCUCGGAGCCAUUGUUGUCAUCAUCAUCAGCAUCACCAUGCUCCACCGGAUCAUCAGAGUCGUCGUUCGCCUCGUCAUCCUCUUCUCUGAGGGUAAAUAAGUCAACCGCAACGAAUGACAAGAAGUUCGCUGCCCCAAAGGCCAAGGUCAUGUUUGAAGGUAGUACUAUAAAAUCAAACGACGGGCAGGGCAAUGGUGUUCGGCACAAAACAAGACAGGAAAAGAAGUACCGCGGCUUCGAUAACCAGUUGGGGGGCUAUUCAAGGACUGGAUUGACGCCAUUGACGCCAUUGACCCCCAUACAAAAAGGCUCCGAACCUGAGGGAAAGCGUCUCUCACAGCAAGGGUCUAUACUAGCCAGACAGGCGUUUUCCUCUCCCAAUCUCAAGGCUCUACACGACUCUAACUAUGAGCGCGCACGACUAUUGGAAUUGUACCGAUUACAUGCCAUGCAGCAAGGUCAAAACUACGUCGAUCCGUUCUAUCGCGAGCUCAAUCCCUCCACAAGGAGCAAGAAAUCCAAACCGGUGUGGAGCCUCAACCAACCCUUACCGCAUGUACUAGAUCCAGCGUUAACGAGAAAAAUGCAGCAGAAAAGCGCGGAUGCCAAAUUUCAAGCUUCCUUCUCGAGGCCGCCUUCAGCAGCUGGGUCAGCAGACGUUUCUCGAGCGACAUCCACGUCUUCUUUGAGCGAGUGGAAGAGGGCAUUUAGACGCGCAACUUCAAGUAGAAAACUGACGGAUCUGGAGGCUCAACGUCCAGCACCUUCGGACCCCGAUGUGAAGACCUCGAAAAUACAUAUCGGAGCCGAGGGCCCCAUAACAAACAUGAAUUUCAAGGGGCAGCACAAUGCAGAGUUUACUUUGGGUGGUGACAGCUACCAAAACUCUAUCAAAGACAUUUCAGUUGACCCACCUAUUCCUGUCAACGAAAGUGCUCCCACUCGUAACGAAAUUGAAGUAGGUCCAACUAUUUCCAACCCUGACAUCGGGCGUCCACUUUCCGAAGAUGCCGAACCAAUGACCUUUCCAAACUUUUGGGCCAAAAUACGAUACAAGAUGCGAGAACCUUUUUCAGAGUUUUUAGGAACGUUGAUUCUUGUCAUUUUUGGUGUCGGAGGUAACCUUCAAGCAACAGUUACGAAAGGUGCAGGUGGUUCUUACGAGUCUUUAUCGUUUGCCUGGGGAUUCGGAUGCAUGCUUGGGGUUUAUGUGGCUGGCGGGGUGAGUGGUGGUCAUGUUAAUCCUGCCGUUACGAUCUCGAUGGCUAUAUUCCGCAAAUUCCCAUGGAGGAAAGUUCCUGUAUACAUUUUUGCUCAAAUAGUCGGGGCUUUCUUUGGUGGAGCCAUGGCGUACGGAUAUUUCUGGAGUUCCAUAACGAAAUUUGAAGGCGGCCCUCAUAUUCGGACUGCAGCAUCAGGUGGUUGCUUAUUCACAAACCCAAAGCCAUAUGUGACAUGGCGCAAUGCGUUCUUUGACGAGUUUAUCGGGGCAGCAAUCUUGGUUGGUUGCUUGAUGGCAUUAUUGGAUGAUAGCAAUGCUCCUCCAACCAACGGAAUGACAGCGCUAAUUGUAGGAUUUCUAGUGGCUGCGAUAGGAAUGGCGCUUGGGUACCAAACGAGCUUUACCAUCAAUCCUGCCAGGGAUCUCGGGCCACGUAUAUUCGCAUCCAUGAUUGGAUACGGCCCGCACGCUUUCCAUCUCACACACUGGUGGUGGACUUGGGGCACAUGGGGUGGACCCAUUGCAGGGGGCAUAACCGGGGCUUUAGUGUAUGAUGUGUUUAUUUUCACGGGCUGCGAAUCACCCAUUAACUACCCAGAUAACGGAUAUGUCGAGCAUAGAGUGAAGGCGAUUCUUCGUAGAGAGCCUGAUAUGCAAUCUAGGCCCGAAACACCUGAAACUGAGAUUGACAGAAGUAGUAACAGCGAAGCACCAGUAUCAGAUACCAAAUUGGGGUGA